Lichtheimia ornata is the source of this 288-nucleotide messenger RNA. RefSeq lists its product as uncharacterized. The coding region runs from base 1 to 288 and encodes 95 amino acids. The transcript has a single exon. The record is from RefSeq and is a predicted model, not a curated record. Lineage: Eukaryota; Fungi; Mucoromycota; Mucoromycetes; Mucorales; Lichtheimiaceae.
AUGGGGUUUAUUGGAAAGCUCAAGACACAAUACGACCUACGCAAGAUAAACAAGUACACCAAACGACGAUUGUCUCAAUCGCAAUUCGCAUCGCAUGACCGCGAGUACUACGAUAGCGUUUACCGAGACGGGGUGUAUCUUGAUUCUGACAAUCAUCAAGGGAACAAGUCUCGAUGGUCCUCUACCCUUACAGACCUCUUGAAACGCAACCCUUCGGUCACAUCCACCUCACUCGCAGCAAGCCAAUACAAGACAUCAGAGACAUACACAUUAGGUGUUACCAGAUGA